Molecule: messenger RNA, 2022 nt
Organism: Candida albicans SC5314
Lineage: Eukaryota; Fungi; Ascomycota; Pichiomycetes; Serinales; Debaryomycetaceae
Exons: 1
Coding region: 1-2022 (673 amino acids)
Source: RefSeq, a predicted model, not a curated record
AUGGAGAGGCUGAAUAAAUUUAUUGACAUCCUUUCAAAUUCAAACCCACACACCACCCCGUUAGAUUUCCUGAGUUAUAGAUAUAUCAACACACCAUUAGAUCCAUUACCAAUUGACACUAAAACAGUUCAACCACCACAAUUCAUACCCACAAUCAAUGAAGCAAUUGUUCAUUUAAAAUUAUUAAAGGCUUUCCAAGUCAUGAAAAAUAAAGUAUUAAUUGAUUAUGAAACAGAUGAAGAAGAAUAUUGUGAGAAACGUUGGCAAAGUUUUAUAACUUUAGCUGUUAGAAGAUUCAUUAUAUUUGUUUCGGCAAUACGUGUAAAUGCUCCUGGUGGUCAACUGGGUCCUGGAACAGAAUCACAAAUAUUCAAUAAUGCUAACAUAAAACAAGAUUCUUUUGUAAAGUUUAUGAAUGAUUUAAUGCCACCAUUAGAUGUAAUUAUGGUAUGGCAUUCAUUUUUAUUGAAUCCAAAAACUUUCUAUGAUACUUGUUUAAGAACUAAUGUUUUGAGGUUUGCUAAUUUCCCCUUACCUUUAUAUAAAUUAAAUCAAUUCAUUGAUAAUUAUACUUUUGAAUUUAAUGUUAACCCCACCCCACAGGAAAAUUAUUUAAAUUUAAUUAAAUCAUUUACUAAUGAUGAAAGAGAUUAUCAAUAUGACAUCGCUACCAAAUUUUCCUUAUAUAAACAAACAGUGAGAUUUUAUUGUCCUGGGUGUACAAAAGUGUUAACUGAUUGGGUAAGAAUAAGUGAUGAAAAUCAAAUGGGGUUAGCUGAUAGAAAUUUAAGUGUUAGAAAAUUAAGAUCACGAUCAUUCGUGGUGGAAGAAUUACCCCCAUCAAAAUGUCCUUGUAUUAACAUUUCUAUGAUAACUCAUGAAUCACUUCGAAUACUUCAUUUGAUUAUUGAUGCAAGAAGAAAAUAUCCUUUACUCCCUGGGACUUUCAAAUAUUUCUCCCUGGUUAUUUGUAAUCCAAAAUAUUCAGCACGAUCACCAACAACUCUUAGUGAAGACAUUUGUCUAGCAGUACAGAAAAGUUAUCUGGCAACAAAGGAUUUAACAACUAUAAUAAAUGAUAUCCCUAAAGAAUAUGCCAAUGAAACUACUCGAAGAAGGGUCAUUUUAAGAAAUUAUCUCCAAUUUAAUUAUAUUAGUGCUACGGUGGAAAAUGGAAUCGAAGUUGGGGAAGAUUUGGUAGGAUGUGUAUUAAGGCAAGAAAGGUUUCUUGAAAAGAUUAACAAAAUGGAUUGGUUACAUUCUCCAUUAAUUCAUGAAAGUUUACUGGAGUCAUUAAUACGUUAUAAAAGAUUCUUUUUGAUGUUGACAGCUGACCGGUAUAGAUUGAACAUAUUGGUCCCUACUUUAGACAUUGAUUUAUUGUGGCAUACUCAUCAAUUGUCAAUGUAUGGAUAUUUCCGUGAUUGUCGAACAUCACCUUGUCAUUAUGUUAUUGAUCAUGAUGAUAAAAUUGAUGAGAAUAGAUUAGAUGAUGCGUUUGCACGUACUGCUAGACGAUAUCGACAAUUAUUCAAAGACAACUAUUCUAUUUGCUAUUGCCAAUAUUGUACAAACUAUCGAACCAAAUACGCCAAUAAUGGGCUCCUAACCUUAUUUCAGACGAAAAAGAAAUUGGAAACUAAAGAAAAUGCUAUAAGAAACAAUCCAUUGUUUGACGGAGAGAAACAAGGUGGUGUGACUCACAUUAGUGUUCACAAUUCAAUUCAAAUGCCAACAAAGAAGGCCACAAAGAGACGUCAGAAAAACCCCGUGCCUUGGGAGAAUAAUAGGAUAGAUGGUGGUCAUUAUGUGGUUGUACCUGAUGCUCCUAUCACGACUGACCAUUGUCAAUUCUAUGGCACAGGGUUAUGUAACUCUGUGAAUGCUCAAUGUGUUAGUGAUUCAGGUAAAUGUUGUUCGUUUGCUAGUUGUACAUCAUUUGGAGGUUCAGCUUGUGUAACUGAUAGUGGUCUGGCUUGUGGAGGAGAUGGUGGAGACGGGGGUGGUUGUGGUGGUGAUUAG